Molecule: messenger RNA, 614 nt
Organism: Aptenodytes forsteri (emperor penguin)
Lineage: Eukaryota; Metazoa; Chordata; Aves; Sphenisciformes; Spheniscidae
Product: IgGFc-binding protein-like
Exons: 3
Coding region: 10-540 (176 amino acids)
Cellular component (GO): extracellular matrix
Source: RefSeq, a predicted model, not a curated record
CGGGCCUGCAUGGAGCAACCGGGACACUGCACCCUGGCCCCCGCCACCCGCUUUGUCUCCUUCGACAGUGCCACCGGCACCACCACGGCCACCAGCAUCUAUGUGAUGACCGCCUUGUGUGACCCUCGCCGUCCCGGCUGGUUCCGGCUCUUGGCUGAUGUUGGGGAGAACCAGGACCGGCCGGCCGUGCUGGCCCUUCACCUCUUCAGCCCCCCGGCCUUUGUCACCGUCAAGAGGGACAAGAAGGUCUGGGUCAAUGGGGUCCCAGCCACCCUCCCUGUGGAGGUCUCCAGCACGUUGAGCAUCACUGAGACCCACGGCACCAUCUGGAUCACCCAAAAACCCGAAUUCGUCGCCGGCCUCAGCACCACCGGGGAGGUGACGGUGACGGUGGCCCGGGACCUGAGCAAGCAUCUCUGCGGGAUCUGCGGUAACUACGACGGGAACGCGGCCAACGACCUCCGAGGGCCCGACGGGAAAUUGGUGGGGGAUGUGGUGGCGAUGGCGAAGGCCUGGAGAGCACCCGACUUCACCCACUGAUGCAGAAAAAUAGCACUUAGAUGCCUGCAACUGCGACGACCCGCGCCUCAUCGCUGAGGUCAUCGUGGCAAAAA